UCUCGUACAAAGACGACCGCCAUUUUGUGUUUUUGUCCGCCUUUUCUCGGUGUGAUAAUUAAAUAGAUGAUUAUUAGCCGUAUGUGAUGCUAUAUUCCAUGUUUUAGUGUUUUUUUUGUGUUUGAAUAUGUUUUUAAUCUUAUAUUUACGCGUUUGAAAUUAAAAUUGUAGAACAAUAUAGGUAAUCGCCUACAGCUGCAAAGAUGAGUGUCAUCAUUAGACUACAGAAUCUUCCUUGGUCAGCCAAUGCUCUGGACAUUAGGAACUUCUUUCGGGGGCUUUCCAUUCCCGAGGGUGGUGUGCACAUCGUAGGAGGCGAGCUUGGAGAUGCUUUCAUUGCGUUCAGUACGGACGAGGAUGCGCGCCAGGCCAUGAUGCUGGACGGCGGUAAGAUUAAGGAGAUCCAGGUGAAGCUUCUGCUCAGCUCGCGCUCAGAGAUGCACAAGGUCAUAGAGACGGCACGUCAAAGCGUGCCCAUAUUGACGCUCACCGCGCCCACACCCUCCCCUGCCGCCGUGCCCACCCCCGCCCUCGCCCCGCCCGCGCCCACUCCCACGCCUACACCCGCCGCCACGCCCGCUCCGCCCGUCAUCACGCCCUUCUCUGCCGCACUCGGCGGCGUGCCGCUCGCCGGCUUCGGCAUUCCCGGCAUAGGCAACCCUCACGAGAUACCCCAACCCGCCGUCAUCGAACCCCCCGGACCCCUGGUCAGCCCCUCGGCCACCACGCCCAACAAUGAAGACGACAACAACGUGGAAGACAGAAACGAUAGAAAAACUGCGAAAGACAAACGCCGCUCGAGAACUCGCUCCCGAUCGCGCGACAGGGACCGAAAGGACCGGAAAAGAGACAGACGCGAGCGCUCGCGAUCCCGAGAGCGCCGGCGUCGCGAUCGCAGCCGCAGCCGAGAGCGACGCGAUCGCAAGCGCGACCGCAAGGAUCGUAGCCGGUCGCGCGACCGCUCGCCCGGAAAGCGCAACCGCGAUCGCCGCAGGUCCCCGCGAGACUCGCAAGAGAAAUCGGUCGACUUGAGCGAGUCGGGUUCUAUGGCCGCAGUGUACGGCAUCGGCGCCGCGCAACAGCCGCCGCUCAUCAUGCAGCAAGGGGCCGCGCCGCUCAGUGGAUCCGCGCCCAACAUAAACUCCGCGCAGCUUCGCUUCAGCGAUCCAUCGAUGGUUGAAGCCUUCACUAAAUUGCAGGAGUUGGGCAAGAAAAGAAACCCGAACGCAUUCCAGGGUGAGCAGGCGAACGGCGGGCCGCGGUACCCGGCGGCACGGGGCGGGGCCGGGGCCGCUACGGCGGGCGCGCGUGGCGGCGGCUUCCGGCGCGAGGGCCGCAUGUCGCGCUUCGAGGACCAGCAGCAGGGGUGCUGCGUCGCCAUCAGGAGCGCCCCCAACCACACUAGCUACGGCGACGUACGCCGCUUCUUCCCCUACCUCAUCGACAAGCACGGCAUAAAGAUGAUAAACGACAAUACGGGCCGGCGCACCGGCAACAUCUACGUCAAGUUUUGCGACCCGCGGUCCAAGCAGCUUGCGCUGCAGCGCCGCACCAACGAGCUGAAGGGCGCCAUCGUUGACGUCGAGGACCUCGACGACGGCACGUACGAAAGCGCCGUCGACUCCUUCCUGCCGUACCGCGACGACAACGACGACGAGGACGUGUCACUGGUGAUCGGCGACCGGCGCCCGGCCUCGCCCCAGCGCGCGCCCUACAGCGUCCUCCGGCUGGCCGACCUGCCGCACUUCGUCAAGGAGCACGACAUCAUGAAGGCUUUCAGCGACUUCUCGCUGCUCUCCAUCACGCUCAACGACUGCAGAAUGUCGCGCUCCAAAAUAGCUUACGUCCAAUUCGUGAAGCCGGAGGACGCGAGACUCGCCUACGAGAGAAAGGACAUGUACGUGUUCGGGAGACGGCAGCCGGUCAUCACGACGGUGUCCGACGAAGAGUACGAGAAGGUGAAGCCGGAGCAAGCCGAUAAGGCGCCGGAGGCUGCCGAGCCGCCGGAGGAGGCUAUCGCACCGCGCGACCCCCGCCAGCGCCGCCAGGCAGUUGACAGCCCGCGGCCGCACGGCGCCCCCCUGCUGCAAUCUCAGCCGCCGGUGCAAUUUUUCCCGAACGCGCCGUUCGUUCCGCAGCAAAGCUUCGGCGCUCCCUUCCCCGGCGCGCCGCAGUUCGCCGGCUUCCCUAACGCGGUUUCAAUGGACCCGCGCUCCGCCGUCGCGGGCUGGACCGGCAGGCCCGGGUUCCCCAACUCCACCGAGCAGAUGUCGCACAUGGUGCACAAAAAUCCUCGCGUCGUAUCGACGGACAUGGACGAACAGCCGCUGGACUGCGUCCUGAUGAAGGGCCUGCCGACGGAGGCGACGGACCGCACCAUAGUGACCUUCCUGUCGGACACCGGCGCCGUGCCCGCGCGCAUUCACCUCAUGCUCGACACCUCCGGCGUGCCCUCCGGAGACUGCUUCUGCGAGUUCCGCUCCGUGCAGGAGGCUCGUCUCGCCGCCACCAAGCACGGCCACGACCUGGACGGCUGCCGGGUCACCGUCGACCUCGUCUCGAGAAAGGUCGUCAAGGAGGCACUCGAGGGCCCCAAGCCGGGCGAAGGGCUGAUGCCGACGCCCGUGCAGCAGCCCUUCUACGAUCACCCGCGCGGGGGAUUCGCGCAGCGGCCCUUCAGGGGUCGCGGUGGCUUCGACCGCGGCGGGUUCGAGCGCGGCGGCUUCCGUGGGGGCUUCGAUCGGGGCGGGUACCGCGGCCGCGCGCACUGGGCGGAGCGCGGCGGCGGCCGAGGCUUCGACCGCGGUCGAGGGCGGGGCUUCGGGCGCGGCCGCGGCGGCUUCAUGGAGAACGGCGCGCGAGAGCCGCCCAUCGAGCCCGAGGAAUCGGACCCGGCGCUCGAGGGUUUCGGUGCUCCGGGCUGCGUGCUCGGCAUGGAGAACGUGCCUUUCCGCGCCUCCGUCGAGGACAUCUUGGCGUUCUUCUCAGACUUCGAGCUGACGCAGGACGACGUGAUCAGGCGCUACAACGAGCGCGGUCAGCCCACAGGAGACGCGCGCGUCGCGUUCCGGAGCCCGCACGAGGCGAAGCGCGCGCUCGCCGCACUGCAGCAGCAUACUAUACACGACCGCCGCAUCUCGCUCACGCUGCUAUAGUGCCGCACUGAUUGUGACGUCAUCACAUUGGACUAGUGUGUGUGUGUGUGUGUGAAUGUAAGUAAAUGUACAUUAUGUGAUAACUGAGUUAUUUCAUCGCCGUAUCGGUUACGUUAUUGUGUAGCUGACGAAUUUAUCUAUUAUAAGUUUAUAAUAAGGGGUUGUAUAAAUAUAGGUAGAUAAUAUAAAAUAAUACA
Molecule: messenger RNA, 3352 nt
Organism: Papilio xuthus (Asian swallowtail)
Lineage: Eukaryota; Metazoa; Arthropoda; Insecta; Lepidoptera; Papilionidae
Exons: 3
Coding region: 204-3155 (983 amino acids)
Molecular function (GO): RNA binding
Source: RefSeq, a predicted model, not a curated record